Helobdella robusta is the source of this 312-nucleotide messenger RNA. RefSeq lists its product as hypothetical. The record is from RefSeq and is a predicted model, not a curated record. The coding region runs from base 1 to 312 and encodes 103 amino acids. NCBI's taxonomy places the organism in Eukaryota, Metazoa, Annelida, Clitellata, Rhynchobdellida, Glossiphoniidae. Gene Ontology annotation, molecular function: protein dimerization activity. The transcript has a single exon.
AUGCAAGAAAACUUAAUUGAUUUAAAAAAUGAUUUAGUUUUCAAAAGACUAUUCACUGAACAGGAGCUAUCUGAGUUUUGGUUGUGCUUAAACUCCAAAUUUCCUAAACUUAGUAAUGCGGCCAUCGAAUCAUUGUUGCCAUUUGGAAGUUCCUACCUGUGUGAGCAAGGUUUUUCAACACUCACAGAAAUGAAGUCUAAGAAGCGCGAAAGACUUCAAAUGAUAGAUGAGGAGAUGCGCGUUUGUCUUUCACAAGUACAUCCCCGUAUUGAUUUGAUAUGCUCUCAAAAACAAUCGCAAUGCUCGCAUUGA